UCGGACUUCAUAUCAAUGAUGGAUGAGCCCAAAAAUGAAGUAAUGUUGGACGAGAAGCUGCGCCGCUUGCCCAUGGGCAUUCUCGCCGGCCGCGAGGGAAAAUUGAAAAUACUUAUAACCAAUGUGUUCAGCCCACUUCAUUUUUGGUUCCAAUUCGUUGAAAGCAACAACAAAUACCUUCUGGAGGAACUGCACAGCAAGAUGAGUGAGUUCUAUGCCUGGCACCUGGCCCCAAUAAUUCCUGGGACCCUACUGCCUGGAUCCAUUUGUGCCGCCGCCUCAAAGUGGGUCGGCUGGCGGCGGGUGCGCAUUCUUUCUGAGCCGCCGGACAAUGCAACGCACGUUUCCGUCUUCUACUUGGACUAUGGCUGUCAGGAGAGUAUCGCAUGCAAAGAUCUAAGAUUCUUGCCAAAAAUGUUCACCGAUAUACCGGCCAUGGCCGUUCGGGGCGCACUUUCGCGUGUCCAUCCGCUGGAGUACAUGUGGCCGGGCGAGGCAACGAUGAUGUUCCGUCAGAAAGUGAUGUUCGGUGCGUCGUAUGCCCAAUUAAUUGCAGAGGAUCGGCAGGAGGCCAUUUACUAUGUGGAAAUUUACCCAACCAAGAAGACUGGAGCUCUGUCAGUGAACAGUCUUUUGAUUCAGAACAAGCUGGCGGGUAAUGGAGCAGAGCUACAGUUUGCAAACCACUGUGACCUCCGCCUUUGCUACGUUCAGGAGCGUCUGCCCUCCUUUGAAAUGCUCGAGACUGGUGCGUUUCCCAUGGAUGCGGAUCGGGAGUUUCAGAAAUAUUUUAGAGGAAUCGUCUGCACAGCAUCAUUCGUCAUGGAAUUUAAGGUUCCCCAUACCACGAACCCCUUUCUGCAGGACCUGACACAGGCGCUGCUUGACUGGAUGAUUGGCUUUAAGAAGAAGCAAAUUGAGCAGAGCCGAUGGGGGGUAAUGAAGUGGGAGAACGAGCUGGAAAACGAGCUGGAAAACGAGCUGGAAAACGAGCUGGAGAGAGACAUGAUAGAGUGGGGCAACGAUCAAGAGGAGCUGCAGAUGGUCAAGAAGAAAGAGGAACCAGAGCAGCAGGAAAAGGAGUACGGGAAGAUUUUUAAGGAGAUGUAUAAGGAAAUGUAUAAUGAGUUGUCUAAGGUGCACAAGUAGCCGGAGUAGGACAAAGAGACAACUUUGGAUUCGACUCAGACACAAAUCCACGGUAAUCUACGAGUCGGCUCGUGGCAUUCCGUCAUA
Molecule: messenger RNA, 1236 nt
Organism: Drosophila subobscura
Lineage: Eukaryota; Metazoa; Arthropoda; Insecta; Diptera; Drosophilidae
Product: tudor domain-containing protein 15-like
Exons: 5
Coding region: 16-1149 (377 amino acids)
Source: RefSeq, a predicted model, not a curated record